AGAGCCUAACAGACAAACAACGCCAGUGUAGAUAGCAGAUAGACAGACACACUCGCUGCGCUAUCUCUAUCGCAGAGCAACACAUUUUUACACAAACGUGCAAGUCAAGUCAAAACAAAAACAGUAACAAUUCAUUUAAAGUAGGGCCGAAUUUUAGCAGGUCCAUGCAUUAAUACUUUUGAUGUCCCUCAGAAUUUGAUGGUUUUUUUUUCAUCAAUUCCAGGGAAUGAUCAAAAGAAGCACUUUUGGUUUCUGUCAUCUGUUUUGAACAGAAACCUGGAUUUUUUUUCUUUCCCUUUGGACAAAGGAAAACAAGGGGAACAGAAAGAGAAGAAGACAUCAGCUCACCGAACAGAGCAAGGAGUCUAGCCAGAUAAGAAGAAGAAGAAGAAGAAGCAUCUUCACUCUUCUCCCAGAGGGACUGCCGGUGAUUUCCUCCACCUGCGCACCUCUCUCUGCUUCGCAGACUUUUCUCUUCCACACACACGCACACACAAGCCGUGUGCACACACAGACACACAGCCAACCACACAGGCACACAGAGCCUAACUAACAUUCUCCAGCCUCAGCCCUGAAAAAGGAUGGCUGCAGCCAAGACCGAGAUGCUUCUGCCCGGCCUUCAGAUCUCAGAUCCCCUCAACUUCCCCCACUCCCCCAUGGAUAGCUACCCCAAGCUGGAGGAGAUGAUGCUGCUCAACUCGGCGGGGACCCCCUUCCUCAACGCCUCUGCACCCGAGGGUGCAGCCUUCGGCAACGGGGAGGCAGGAGAGCAGUACGACCAUCUGACUGGAGACACUCUGUCCGAGAUCUCCCUGAACUGCGAGAAGUCACUGGCGGAGCAGACCUACACGCAGCGGCUGCCACCCAUCUCCUACACGGGCCGCUUCACCCUGGAGCCGGCUGUGAGUGGCGCCGCCAGCCUGUGGGGCGAGCCCCUCUUCAGCCUGGUCAGUGGCCUUGCGGGCAUCAACACGCCCUCCAGCACGGCUUCGGCGUUGGCGGCCGCCGUUGCGUCCUCAGCCUCCUCCGUGUCCAUCGCAGCUUCUCUGAACACUCCGUCCUCCUCCUCCUCCUCCCCUGUGUCCUCCGCCUCCUCCCUGGUGGCGUCCUCCUCUUCGGCCUCCCUCAGCUGUGCCGUGCACCAGAGCGAGCCCAAUCCUAUCUACUCGGCGGCGCCCACCUACUCCAGCACCAGCCCCGACAUCUUCCCGGAGCAAAGCUCCAGCUUCCCCAGCACUGUGGGGGCCGUGGGGGGUGCCCUGCAGUACCCACCGCCCGCCUACCCCAACGGCAAGAGCAACGGGCCCAGUUUCCCCGUGCCCAUCAUCCCUGACUACCUCUUCCCGCAGCAGCAGAGCGAGAUCAGCCUGGUGCCUCCAGACCAGAAACCCUUCCAGACACAGGUGGGCCAGCAGCAGCAGCCCUCGCUCACGCCGCUCUCCACCAUCAAAGCGUUCGCCACCCAGACGGGCUCGCAGGACCUGAAGAGCGUCUACCAGUCGCAGCUGAUCAAGCCCAGUCGCAUGCGCAAGUACCCCAACCGGCCCAGCAAGACGCCGCCACACGAGCGGCCCUACGCCUGCCCUGUGGAGACCUGCGACCGCCGCUUCUCCCGCUCCGACGAGCUGACGCGCCACAUCCGCAUCCACACGGGCCAGAAGCCCUUCCAGUGCCGCAUCUGCAUGCGCAACUUCAGCCGCAGCGACCACCUGACCACACACAUCCGCACGCACACCGGCGAGAAGCCCUUCGCCUGCGAGAUCUGCGGCCGCAAGUUUGCCCGCAGUGACGAGCGCAAGCGCCACACCAAGAUCCACCUGCGGCAGAAGGACAAGAAGGCUGACAAGAGUGCAGCGGCGGCAGCAGCAGCAGGUGUAGGCGUUUGCUCAACCGUGUCCGCCACCAGCAUCUCCAUCCCCUCCCCAGUGUCUAGCUACCCAUCCCCCAUCGCUUCCUACCCGUCUCCGGUGUCCUCCUACCCGUCGCCGGUGCCCUCCUGCUACCCCUCCCCCUCCAUCGCCACAACGUACCCUUCCUCGGCGAGCAGCGCCUUCCAUACGCAGGUAGCCACCUCCUUCCCCUCCUCGGUGGCCACCAACAUCUACAGCUCGCCCGUCACCACUCCGCUGCCCGACAUGCAGACCACACUCUCGCCACGGACAGCCGAGAUCUGCUAAGAGACAGUUGUUUUCCCUCCAGCCACCCUUCUUUUCCCUGCUCUCCCUCCCGCCCUGCCCAUGCACUCUAAGACCACUGCAUUUGCAAAGUCGUGCAGCUCAGUGCAAGCGGAGCUCGGCUCAGAUGAGCCACUGGGGAGAGGAGAAGAGAGAGAGGAGAAAGAGAGUGUGAGAGAGACACACAGAGACUUAAGAGAGGGCCAUCAAAAAGACUUCCUCUGAAAAGCACUUUUCUGCUCGUUCCCCUCCAGAACCUUGAGUUGAGAGAGAGAAAGAGAGACAGAGACAGUGGAGAAAAGAAAAUUGUCAAGGACUUUAACAAAGACAGCAAGAAGACAAAAGGGAACUGUUCUCCACUCCCCAAAAUCCCUUACCUAAAACAAGGCAUAAGAAAGCGUAAUGAUGAAAGGCAGAAAACAAGCUAUGGCAGGUCUUUAUUUUUUUUCUGACUGUACACAGAGACACACUCAAACAUACCUACACACAUCAGAGAAAAACAAGGAUUUCAACUGUCUUUGAAUUCAAAACCUGCAGUCUUUAAGCUCAUACAAAACAAAGGAGACAUUUACAAAAGACUUUGGCUAAUAUACAUAAGUUACAGUAUAUGUAUAUUGUACAGGUGCCAUGUUUCAUUAUGUUCUCUUCAUUUUUUGGUACCAUUGUUGUGAAAAAUUAUUUGCAUAUUUGCAUUGUAUUAUUUGAAUUGAGCAGGGCCAUAUUUUAUAAGAUCCUUUCCGUAUUACGUAGUGAAAAUGCUGUGAUAAGUUCUUGACUUUGUUUGGGAUUUAAAAAAAACGCACUUAAGUAUUCUGAAGCAUGUGUAAGAGUGUUGUUAGUUUCUCUUUUUUUGUAUAUAUCAUCCACUGGUACUAUCCUUACCUUUCUCACACGUGACAAGGCAGUCUGUUUUGUUUUUUUUGGGAGGGGAGGGAGGGUUUCUUUUCUUUCACUCUCAUAUUUUCAAGUUUUUCGGUGCCUUUUGUGAAGCCUUGCUGGCGUUUUCUGACACAAGUCAUGUGCGCAAGUUGAUGCUUUGCAUCGAGCCUUAACGUGGAAGGGAUUUUUUUUUAAGAGAAUGUAAGUUACAUUUCAAGGAACGAAGGGAACAGAUUCAUGGGCACUGGUCAUUUCUUUCGGAUGUAAGCAAAAAAAGAAAACUAUAAACUAUAUUUUUUUAAUGUAAAUACAUCUUCAGGAGUUGGAAUGUUGUAGUUACCUACUGAGUAGGCAUGGGAUUCUUUUGUAUGUUUACUUACAUGCAGUCCAUUAUUUUGUUGUUAUUUUAAUUUUGUAUUUGUGUUUGUUAAACCAAGUGACUGUUUAUGGCUUAUAAACACAUUGAAUGCGCUUAACUGCCAAUGGGAUAUUUGGUGUACAAGAUAUCCUUCCAGAACUGAAAUAUAAAUAAAAUAUAAAUAUAUAUGUUCAA
Molecule: messenger RNA, 3606 nt
Organism: Engraulis encrasicolus (European anchovy)
Lineage: Eukaryota; Metazoa; Chordata; Actinopteri; Clupeiformes; Engraulidae
Gene: egr1
Product: early growth response 1
Exons: 2
Coding region: 582-2177 (531 amino acids)
Biological process (GO): regulation of transcription by RNA polymerase II
Molecular function (GO): RNA polymerase II cis-regulatory region sequence-specific DNA binding; DNA-binding transcription factor activity, RNA polymerase II-specific
Source: RefSeq, a predicted model, not a curated record